Messenger RNA from Diaporthe amygdali, 333 nucleotides. RefSeq lists its product as uncharacterized. NCBI's taxonomy places the organism in Eukaryota, Fungi, Ascomycota, Sordariomycetes, Diaporthales, Diaporthaceae. The record is from RefSeq and is a predicted model, not a curated record. The transcript has 3 exons. Bases 1 to 333 code for a protein of 110 amino acids.
AUGAGGCUGCUUCCUCUGGAAAACUUCGAUCCGGAGAGAAGCUUAUCCCCGGCCCAAGGACCCCAAUCAUGCUCAAGCCAGUCGUCGGAUCUGAGCGAAAACUCAAGCCGAUGCUCGCCGCUGGGUCUGACUGACGAGACAAGCCAGCGACCAACGCCCCGGGCCGACACGGACGAGGAAAUCGUAUCUGACUCCGAGGACUCCCAGGUUCCCGUAUCAACUACUGCAAAUAUGCUUGUGGAGGCCGAUGCACAUGAGCCGGACAAGGAACUUGAAUUAGACUCAGACAUUGAGAACUCCCAGGUCCCCACAUGGAGACAGAAGGGCAUCUAA